AUGGCUUCUGGUUCAUCCAGAGCAGGGGACAGUGAAGAAGAAAGCACCCACCACACUGUUCUGCAGCAUCAGUUAGAUCCCAGGCACCUGGGCUGUGGACCCACCAGCUGUGGAGGUGGCACGGCCCAAUCCUGGCCUAAGCAAGGAAGGUUUGGAGAUGCUGAGGCUGUUGGCUACCGAAGGCAGCUCAGAAAAGGCAAUUUCCAGCCAAAACAGCAUUUGGAGCAUUUAGUGGAGAAGCUGAAGCUCUUGGGUCUGGAAGGAGGCAGCGGGGAGCGGGAACAUCUCUGCUCCUGGCGCAAGAGGAUGUUGGCCUCCAAGGGGGUUGGAAAACCACCUGGCUUCAGCUGUGGUGGGCCAAGGAAUUGUGGAGGUCCUGCUGCAACCCAUGAAGAGGAAUCGGCCCAUGAGGACAAGGAGCAAAUACGCUGUGACCUGGAGAAGCUCAAGAAACAAAGGGAAGCGAUUUUGGAGCUGAAGAUGAGUGGCGAGAGACGAUGCCAAGACUAUUUGACACAGACUGAGGUCGAGAGGCAGAAGAUAGUGUCGGAAUUCCGGCAGCUGCGCCGGUUUCUGAAGGAUCAGGAGCUCAUCCUCUUGGUUCAGCUGGGAGAGCUGGACAGAGAGAUGAUAAGGAGGCAGGAGGAAGAGGACACCAAGAUGAUGCCCAAGGCGCUGUGGACAGAAACAUUUGCAUCCAGGUGGGAGAUAAGCAGCACCCAGAAGACAACGGAGACCUUCUUGGACCUGGAGCAGAGGCUCAGCGUCAUUUCUCAACAAACCAAGGUCCUCGGAGAGACGCUGGGGAGAUUCCAAGACACGUUGCCAUCUGAACUGGAGCAAGAGCAAGGACCGUCUCCAGGAGGAGAUGGAGAAGCGUUCAUCACUCUGGACCCCGACACCACCAACGCCCAUCUUGUCCUGUCGCGGAACCGACGUGGGGUGCGAUGGAGGGACGCAGGCCAGGAGGUGCCCCCCACCCCACAGCGAUUCGACGUCUCCUGCUGCGUCCUGGGCUGCCGGGGCUUCACCACGGGGAAGCAUUCCUGGGUGGUGGAGGUGGUCGGAAGCAGGACCUGGGCGCUUGGGGUGGCCCGGUUCUCUGUGCCAAGGAAGACAUGGCUUGAGUUUCAGCCGGAGAAGGGGAUUUGGGCGCUGGGGCGGUGCGGGAAUCGGUACCACGCCUUCACCUCCCCCAUCACCACCUUCCCCGUCACUGGGAAAACUGGGAGGGUGCGGGUGGCUCUGGAUUAUGGAGCAGGGCGAGUGGCAUUUUACCUCAACGGGCGCGAGGUCCCCAUCUUCACCUUCCAAAAAGCCUCGUUUGGAGGGGAAAGCAUCUUCCCAUUCUUCUGGCUGGGGAGAGGAACCCACUUCCGUCUCUGCCCGUGAGCUCUCUUUGCCCUCACCCCCUCCUGAUUCCGGGUGGUUUUGCUGCUCUUUGUCCACCCUUUUCCAUCUUUUAUUUUUAAUGAUGUUACCCAGGAAUCUCUUCCAGCAGAACGUGCUCCAAAACCAAAACAACUGGAAUUUUCAUUCCUUGUUUAAUGUCAUCCAGAUGUUCCUGGGGCUGUGGGAAGGGCCAAGCCUUGGAUGCAGCUCCAGGAUGGCUCCAGGCAGGAAGUGGGGUCACAUCCCAGGACUUUUCCCUGCUCCAUCCUUCCCCAUAGGAUCAGGCAUGGCCGCUGUGUGACAGCAAAGGGGAGCUGGGGUGGGAAACCAGGGAGUUGUCCUAUGAUCCCUUCCUUACUUGGGAUGCAGGGAUUUGCCCCCCAAGACAUGGGGUCUGGAAGAGGACUUCUAAUGUGUUUAAACCCCUCCUCUCGUGAUGGUGGUGGUUGGGUGGGAGAUGCCUCCAUCCAUGCGAAGAAGAUGAGCCAAGACAUCGUUGACCUUGUUGAAUCCAAAGUGACGUGGAACUUCUAUAGCAUUUAACCCCAUGGGGUACCCACCACCCAUGGUGGUGGUGGUGAAGACGAUGAGCCAAGGCAUCGCCUCAUUGACCUUGUGGAGUCCAAAGUGACACGGGACCAACCCAACCUUGUCACCUCAAACCACCGGUGCGGUCACUUGUGUCCUCAGCCGAGGAGUGAGUGGGAAGGGACGGAAAGGGCACAAAUCCCUUCCGGAGAAUUAACGAGCAGGGGAAAACUCAUUAAUUAAUUAAACCAAAGAUUUCCCCCCCCCCCCAAAUCCCAGCUCAGGGAGUAUCGGUGCUCCUCGGAGCCCUCAUCCCAAGUGUGUCCCCCAGUUUCAGGUGCCCCCCCCCUUCUCCUCCUC
Molecule: messenger RNA, 2280 nt
Organism: Cuculus canorus (common cuckoo)
Lineage: Eukaryota; Metazoa; Chordata; Aves; Cuculiformes; Cuculidae
Product: zinc finger protein RFP
Exons: 7
Coding region: 1-1392 (463 amino acids)
Molecular function (GO): protein binding
Source: RefSeq, a predicted model, not a curated record